This is a messenger RNA of Symbiodinium sp. CCMP2592, 207 nucleotides long. The record is from the annotation of a GenBank genome assembly. Lineage: Eukaryota; Dinophyceae; Suessiales; Symbiodiniaceae.
AUGCAGGCGUCAACAGAAGGUGUACUCGGAGCCGCCGUUGGAACCAGGCCUGAUGCUCCAACCGCAAAGAGUGGCGGUCGUUGCAACUGGCCCGAUGACCAUGAUGCCAAACUGACGCCGAGCGAGGCAGGUAGCAAAAGUUACAGGCCAAACUCAAACUAUGUUGCUGUGCAAGGAGAGGUAUUGAGUAGACGUCACAAGCCCUGA